AUGGACUUCUACAUCAAAGCUGCAAAAGUCAUCUCUGCCCUGGAUGCAAAGCAAGGCAGCAUCAAAGGCCUCACCCUCCAAUCUGGUGAUAAAAAUGGGCCUCGCACCUAUGCCCUCGUCCUCGAGACUCUCAAGUAUAGAGCGGUCCUUGAAAAAAUCAUCAAGGACAGUGGCAUGCUUUUAAAGGAACGCAAAUUGGCUGCACAGGGACCCUUGUGUCUCGUGCUCGUCCAUGACUUGCUCCUCAACAAGGCCGGCAUUGUCUCGAAUGCUGGACUCUUCAAAGAUGCCGUUCUCAGGCAUAAGACGCGCUUGAAUGCAGAAUGGGUCAAGGCGAAGAUCAAGCUCAAGGCAAAAGACAAUCAAGCGCUGGCAAAGCGUGAUGAAACCUUCAUCCCUCGAUGGGCAAGAGUGAAUACCCUCAAGACAUCCAUGGAAGCCGUCUUGGAUAGUCUCAGCUUCCCAGUGGUCGACUCACUCGAAGCUCUCAAGGUCGGGAGUGUCUACAUUGAUGUACAUAUUGAGAACCUCCUCGCCUUUCAUCCAAACGAGACACUCAACAAGCAUAAGCACUAUCUCGACGGCAGCCUCAUUUUUCAAAACAAGGCGAGUUGUAUACCCGCAGCGAUCCUCAAUCCACACCCAGGAGCGCAUGUGAUUGACGCCUGUGCAGCACCAGGCAACAAGACGUCCCACCUCGCUGCACUGCUGCAAGGUACCGGCAAGUUGUUUGCCUUUGAGCGUGAUCCACGGCGUGUUCAGGUCUUGCAAACAAUGUUGGACAAGGCCGGUGCGCCUUGUACCGUUGCGCAUCAGGAUUUUACGCGCACGGACCCAAAGGAUGCGCAGUACGCUCAAGUCACACAUCUCCUACUAGAUCCGUCUUGUUCCGGUUCAGGAAUUGUCAAUCGUCUCGACUACCUCACUGAACAAGAUGCCCAGCCUGAAGACACGGUUGUGGAUGAGCGCUUGGAAUCCCUGGCUGCUUUUCAAAAGGCACUCCUCCUGCAUGCCAUGCAUUUCCCGGCUGCCCAGAAAAUCACCUACUCGACAUGCUCUGUGCAUGCGAUUGAGAAUGAAGGGGUGGUUAUAGCUGCGUUGAAGGCACGGCCAGAUUGGCAGGUGGCGGAUCGAAGCGAGGCACUACCGAGUUGGUCUCGACGAGGUGUCUUGGCAGAGUGUGACAACAACAAGCAGAUCAGCGAGGGAUUGGUGCGUGCCAUGCCUGGAGAACACGGCACUAUUGGCUUCUUCAUUGCAACUUUUGAGAAGCCUGCAAGCAAGAAGGUGAAGAAGAGUGAAGCUGCGGCGGAUGAGAUUGACGACAUUUUUGGAUGA
Protomyces lactucae-debilis is the source of this 1338-nucleotide messenger RNA. RefSeq names its product putative methyltransferase C2C4.06c. Bases 1 to 1338 code for a protein of 445 amino acids. NCBI's taxonomy places the organism in Eukaryota, Fungi, Ascomycota, Taphrinomycetes, Taphrinales, Protomycetaceae. Gene Ontology annotation, biological process: rRNA base methylation. The record is from RefSeq and is a predicted model, not a curated record. Gene Ontology annotation, cellular component: nucleolus. Gene Ontology annotation, molecular function: methyltransferase activity. The transcript is spliced from 2 exons.